CAGCUCCCUCAGUCCCUCGCCCCAGCUUCGCUGAAGGGGCCGGGCUUGGGGGCAGGGCGGGGCCUCGCCGGCUCGCGGCCCGUUGCCUUGACGACCGCAGCAAGAUGGAGACGCCGCCGAGCUUGCUGCAGCGGCCGGACCCCGGGGCGCUUAGCGCCGCGCAGCUGGAACAGCUGCGAAAAUUCAAGAUUCAGACUCGGAUUGCUAACGAAAAGUACCUAAGGACCCACAAAGAAGCAGAGUGGCUCAUAAGUGGUUUCUUCAGAGAAAUAUUUUUGAAAAGACCAGACAACAUCCUAGAAUUUGCUGCAGACUACUUCACGGAUCCAAGACUUCCCAGCAAAAUUCACAUGCAGCUAAUUAAAGACAAGAAAGUGGCUUAAUUAGCAAAAUCAUGAUGCUCGGCUGUUGGGAGAGACCAGACAGAAUCCAGCCUCAGGGGUCAUCUGGAGGCAUGAGAGCCCUCCUGCCAUCAGUGUGGGUUUCCAAGCUGCCUUGGGCUCUGUCUACUGUCGCAAAAGCUUUCAAAGAUAUUCAUUAAACACAGACCUUCCUGCUC
This is a messenger RNA of Chlorocebus sabaeus (green monkey), 559 nucleotides long. RefSeq names its product regulatory subunit of type II PKA R-subunit domain containing 1 (gene RIIAD1). The record is from RefSeq and is a predicted model, not a curated record. Lineage: Eukaryota; Metazoa; Chordata; Mammalia; Primates; Cercopithecidae.